This is a messenger RNA of Limanda limanda (common dab), 3663 nucleotides long. It is a transcript of the gene tshz3b, whose product is annotated as teashirt zinc finger homeobox 3b. Gene Ontology annotation, molecular function: DNA-binding transcription factor activity, RNA polymerase II-specific; DNA binding. The transcript has 2 exons. Bases 1 to 3663 code for a protein of 1220 amino acids. NCBI's taxonomy places the organism in Eukaryota, Metazoa, Chordata, Actinopteri, Pleuronectiformes, Pleuronectidae. Gene Ontology annotation, biological process: regulation of transcription by RNA polymerase II. The record is from RefSeq and is a predicted model, not a curated record. Gene Ontology annotation, cellular component: nucleus.
AUGGAAAAGACGUCAGCAUACGUCCCUGAAGAUGAGAAGGAAGCAGCCCUGUUGGAUGAGGACCUGGAUGGAGAUGACUCAGCUCAGGAAGGGGAUGAACCUGCUGCCAAGUUCCUUUGUCAAGACAAGGACUUCCUUCUCAAGGACAGACCAGGAUCCACUGGCUUCCAUGACUCCCCCAAUGCUGCUGACUUUUCUGGUCAGGAGCUGGACAGCGAGUCUCACGUGAGCGAAUCCAGUGACAGAAUGUCCGAUUUUGAGAAUUCCUCACUUAGAAAUGAGGAUGAUGUCCUCCUAUCUAAAGACCCCUCAAAUGCCCUGUCUUUGUCUUCCUCUGCCAUAAUGGCUGCUGUCAACGCCACUGCCCAAGUAAGUGGAGAUGAGGCCAUUUUAGCCACAACAGGGUCUGUGGCUGACAGCCUAGAAAAGAUGAAGGCCAUUUACACCUCCUUUCUGACCAACUCCUAUUGGUCCACACUGAAUUUGAACCUGAGCCAGCCCCCUGCAGAAAAACCCCCACGCAGUCACAGCAGCAGCAGUAGUAGCAGCAGUAGCAGUAGUUGUGGAAGUGGAGGCUAUGACUGGCACCAGACAGCUAUGGCAAAAACCCUCCAACAGGCCUCACAGAACCACCACAACAGACUGGGCAUGGUUCACCAACCCACAGUGGCUGUAUCUACAGUAUCUACAGAACCUCACCUCUUCAGCACUGUCCAGCUCUACCGACAGAGCUCCAAGCUCUAUGGCUCUAUAUUCACUGGUGCAAGCAAAUUCCGCUGUAAGGACUGCAGUGGAGCCUAUGACACACUGGUGGAGCUCACAGUGCACAUGAAUGAGACAGGCCACUACCGAGAUGAUAACCACGAGACAGGUGGUGAGGGUGCUAAACGGUGGUCAAAACCCAGAAAGCGUUCCCUGUUAGAGAUGGAGGGGAAAGAGGAUGCACAAAAAGUCCUGAAGUGCAUGUACUGCGGGCACUCCUUUGAAUCCCUUCAGGACUUAAGUGUACACAUGAUCAAGACAAAACAUUAUCAGAAAGUGCCUCUGAAAGAGCCUGUUACACCAGUGGCAGCUAAGAUUCUCUCCACGGCUCGGAAGAGAGCUCCUAUUGAACUAGACAUCCCAAGCUCACCUGACUCAAACGGAGGGACCACACCUAAGCCCGCCGCGCUCAAUGAAUCAAAUGAAAUACUCCAGAGGGUUACCAACCCUUACAUCACACCUAACAACCGCUAUGGACACCAGAAUGGUGCCAGCUAUGCCUGGCAGUUUGAAUCCAGGAAGUCACAGAUCCUCAAGUGCAUGGAGUGUGGCAGCUCCCAUGACACACUACAAGAGCUAACUGCUCACAUGAUGGUGACUGGACACUUUAUUAAAGUCACCAACUCUGCGAUAAAGAAAGGUAAACCCAUCAUAGAGUCACCGACCCCGGCCCCUCCAACCAAUUUAACAGGUGAAGAAAAGUUCCAAUCUGUUCCCCUCGCUGCCACAACAUUUUCUCCUCCACCUGCUCCAGUGCCUCCUCCAACCAGCAUCUCCCCAAUUGCCAUGGCUGUGGAGAUAAAAAAGGAGGAAAAGGAGGAGGAAUGCACUAAGGAGUCCAUUAUCAACAAUGGUAACAUUCUCAACAAAGAGAAGAAAGCAGGAGUUGAGGAUGACGCUGAGGAAAAGUUUGAUAUUUCUUCAAAAUACUCUUAUCUGACUGAAGAGGAUCUGGAGGAAAGUCCAAAAGGGGGUCUCGAUAUCCUGAAGUCAUUGGAAAACACAGUGACGUCAGCCAUCAACAAAGCACAGAAUGGUGCUCCAAGUUGGGGUGGGUAUCCCAGUAUCCAUGCUGCCUAUCAGCUUCCUAACAUAAUGAAGCUGUCUCUCGGCAAUGCUGUGAAGACCUCCCCCCUUAAAUACAUGUUCCAUGGAGGGGACAUUCUCUCCCCAACUAGCAAGAGCCAGCCGCUCCUCUCUCCUCCCCGCCGCCAGACCUCUCCAAUGCCAAAAAACAACUUCCACGCGAUGGAAGAACUGGUCAAGAAAGUGACAGAGAAAGUGGCCAAGGUAGAAGAAAAAAUGAGAGAGCCCAGUAGCAUUGUAAGGGUUUCUCCUCUAAGACGUACCACGCCCUCACCUUGCAACAGUGAGGUAGGAGACUCAGUCCGAGGAGCGUCCCCUAAAGAAAAUAGAGCAGAAGGCUGUAACACCCCUGAGAAUAAUAGCGGAGUGGAAAAAGUAGUAGGAAAUGCAAAUGGAGCAGAUCAUGGGAUAUCAAAUGGAGAUAUUUCCAUGAAAGAGUCUGUAGAAAAUGGUGUGGAGUCAGCGUCUGUGACAUCACCCCUGCCUGCCUCCCUGAUUGGCAGUACAGCUAUCAUUACAGAUCAUCCACCUCCUGAACAGCCAUUCAUCAACCCUCUCAGUGCACUGCAGUCAGUAAUGAACGCCCACCUGGGGAAGGCUGCUAAGCCUGCCCUGCCGUCCCUUGACCCCAUGAGCAUGUUGUUCAAGAUGAGCAACAGUCUGGCAGACAAAGCAGCAGUGGCAGCUUCCACACCACCAGCACAGACCAAAAAAUCCAGUAAUGACCACUUAGACCGCUACUUCUACCAGCAACAUCUAAACAACGACCAACCCAUUGAUCUCACCAAAGGCAAAAAUGCUGAUAAAAACAACAGUAGUGGUUCUCUGGGUUCGACAGCUCUGUCUUCCACUGCUUCCACUCCAUCCUCACUUCCUCCCCCCUCCACUGUCACUAUGACCAAAGCCUCAGCUGCAGUAGCUUCCUUCAUGUCCUCCUCCCCAUUGAGAGAAAAUGCACUGUCAGAUAUCUCUGACAUGCUGAGGAACCUAACAGAAAGUCAGGCUCUUUCCAAGUCCUCCACACCUACCAGCCAGUCUGAGCGCUCCGACAUUGAAGGUGUCACACAGGAUGAAGACGAUGUUUCACCAGCCCAGAAACGUAAAGGCCGCCAGUCAAACUGGAACCCCCAACACCUACUCAUCCUACAAGCCCAGUUUGCUGCCAGUCUAAGACAAACAAGUGAUGGCAAGUAUAUAAUGUCUGACCUGAGCCCACAGGAGAGAAUGCAUAUCUCCCGUUUCACUGGUCUCUCAAUGACUACAAUAUCCCAUUGGUUGGCUAAUGUCAAGUACCAGCUAAGGAGAACCGGUGGCACCAAGUUCUUGAAAAACUUGGAUUCUGGUCACCCAGUUUUCUUCUGCAGUGACUGCGCCUCCCAGAUCCGCUCACCAUCCACCUAUGUCAGCCACUUGGAAUCCCAUCUGGGCUUCCGCCUGCGAGACUUGGCCAAGCUUUCUGGGGAGCAGCUGCUCAGCCAGAUAUCACAGCAACACCAUCAACGCCACAUCAAAGGACUAUCUGAAAAACUGCUCUCUAAUCUUCACUCAUCUAGCCACCCUUUACCCUCCUCUCUCCCUACAUCCUUAGCCUCGUCCUUACCCGUCUCCCUUCCCUCUUCCUUAAUCACCUCCCUGCACUCGACUGAACCCCCCUCACCCUGCCCUGACGAUGACGACAGUGUGGCCGUGUACCAGUGCAAGCUCUGCAAACGGACUUUUGCGAGUAAGCAUGCGGUCAAGCUUCACCUGAGCAAGACUCAUGGGAAGUCCCCAGAGGACCAUCUCAUGUAUGUGUGUGAGCUGGAGAAACAGUAG